GUUAAUUCGUUGCUCCUACUAACGUCACACGGCGGCGAUGGUUGUACUCUCUGAAAUUCCCGGCGAUCCUAAUGAAGAUAAUCAAAACGAGAAUCCUCAAGAAGAAGUAGAGAAUCUUCCGAUUCUUCUACAACUUCCAGAAGAACUCAUCGCAAGCAUCGUCGCACUCAUCCCAAGAUGUCAUUACCCAUCGCUAUCCCUCGUCUCCAGAGCCUUUCGUCACUUAAUCACUUCGCAGGAGCUCUACGUAGCACGCUCGAACCUCGGCUUCACCGAACCGGUUCUUUAUGCCUUAAUCGGAUUCCAAGCGUAUACUCGCCCAAGCUGGUUCUUUCUUCGUCGGAGCAACUUCCCAUUACAAUUACACAGAAUCCGUUCACUUCCUCCAAUGUUAUCUGGUGCAGCUGUGGUCACAAUAGACUACAAGAUGUAUGUAAUGGGUGGUUGCAUCGGCUAUAAUCAUCCUGCAUCAUCGAAUGUAAUUGUCAUCGACUGCAGAUUCCAUACUUGGAAGUAUCUCCCGGAUAUGAAAAGGGCUCGUUGCCGUGCAGCCACCGGAAUAAUUGACGGAAGGAUUUAUGUGAUCGGAGGCUGCAAGAAACAAGAUGCUGAUUGGGUUGAAGUGUUUGAUGUGACGACUCAGAGUUGGGAAACUGUGCCUAGCGAAUGCCCUAACGAUGCUAAUGAGAAUGGAGAGUUUAUUACGUAUGUGGUGAUGCAGGGGAGGCUUUUCAUUUUGGAUCUUGAGUGUUGUUUUUCUUACGAACCAGUACAAGGUUUAUGGGAGUCAUGGGAUGAUGGAAGUGAGUUGAUGAGAUUUUGGCACUCGUCGUCGUCUUGUGUGGUUGGAGAUUUGUUGUAUGCACUUGAUCUUACGUGUGCUCUUGAACAUCCAAUAGUGGUAUAUUAUCCGAAUGAAUUGGUUUGGAGACCUGUGAUGGGUGUAGAUACUGCUCAUUUGCCUAUUCUCACUGAAUAUACGUCUACGUUGGCGAAUUUUGAUGGGAAGUUGGUGAUUUUGGGCGGGGGCGACUGUUCUGAGUCUUCUUCCGAAAUUUGGUGCGUAGAGAUUGCGUUGGAAACACGUCAAGGAGAUCAGAUUUGGGGGGUGGUUAAAUCAGUCUCGAUUGUGUCAAGGGACUUGCCGAUGAGGCAUGUCAUUGAGCUUUGUCGAACUGUUAUGGUUUGA
Molecule: messenger RNA, 1189 nt
Organism: Arabidopsis thaliana (thale cress)
Lineage: Eukaryota; Viridiplantae; Streptophyta; Magnoliopsida; Brassicales; Brassicaceae
Product: Galactose oxidase/kelch repeat superfamily protein
Exons: 1
Coding region: 38-1189 (383 amino acids)
Source: RefSeq, marked reviewed